Emiliania huxleyi CCMP1516 is the source of this 600-nucleotide messenger RNA. RefSeq lists its product as hypothetical. NCBI's taxonomy places the organism in Eukaryota, Haptophyta, Isochrysidales, Noelaerhabdaceae. The record is from RefSeq and is a predicted model, not a curated record. The annotation marks the transcript as partial. The transcript has a single exon.
AUGGCUUCAGACGAGCUGUCGGAGCUCCUCCUGCUACCGUCCUCUUCCACGCAGCUCGUGCUGCCCGGUGAGCGAAGAAGGUUGCUCUUUCGCGAGCCUGACGAGAUGGAGAUGCUGAGUCAUUCUGUGACGAACAAUGACGGCAAGUUUGGCCAGAUGAUCAGCACGGAAAGCCAAGCAGAAACGGUCGCCGAACAGUGUGCAGGCUCUGAGGAGCGAAUGCGGAUGAGGAUGAGCUUUGCAGCUGCGGGGCUGCCGCAGCAGGUCGAGCCGUGGGUGGCUCUGCUCCAGGUGAUGGAGGUGAGACGCAUCAACCACGAUGGCGCUCUGGCCAUUGAGGUGAAGGGUGUCGGGAGGGCCGCUCUCGAGAGCGUCCCUGCACGAGUCCGCCGCCCAGACGGCGUCCUGCGGGCGGCCGCCUCCUUUGUGGGCGACGAGUUGCUGAGCAGCGACCCGAACAGCUCGGCCCUCUCCCAGUUUCUCGACCUCGCCGAGCACAUGGAGCGGGUGGAGGAGGAGCUCGACGCGUGCCGCGCGCUGGAGGGCCAGCUCCUCGAGCCCGAGAGUUGCGCCCGCUUUGACGUGCCGCUGAGGGAGCAG